Messenger RNA from Scheffersomyces stipitis CBS 6054, 1113 nucleotides. It is a transcript of the gene APA4, whose product is annotated as putative serine/threonine-protein phosphatase. The transcript has a single exon. The record is from RefSeq and is a predicted model, not a curated record. NCBI's taxonomy places the organism in Eukaryota, Fungi, Ascomycota, Pichiomycetes, Serinales, Debaryomycetaceae. Gene Ontology annotation, molecular function: phosphatase activity; endopolyphosphatase activity. Gene Ontology annotation, biological process: polyphosphate catabolic process. The annotation marks the transcript as partial. Gene Ontology annotation, cellular component: cytoplasm.
GAAGAAUACGAAGUAGAAGAAGAACAUUCGUGGACACCGGUUCAGAAGGCUUCUAUGUAUGGCGGAGGUUUCUUCGUCGGUUUGUUUGCCUUGUACUUUUUCACGCUUUAUUUGCCCAGCUAUUUCAUCCCAGAAGCUACAGAUUUGGUAGCCAUCAAGAAAGUGUCACAAUUAGAUGUAGCCUUGACGCCAUUGGCUGGAGGCACCAGCGUAGCUUUGGGUGACUACACCACAUUGGGAUUCGACUCUGAAUACAGUGAACAAUCUUCCAAGAAACGUAAUGUAAACAGAAUUAUCAUGGUAGGUGACGUCCACGCCCAUUACACUCAAUUCAGAAAGUUGUUGAACAAAGUCAAGUACAAUAAGAAAAACGAUCAUUUGCUUUUAUUGGGGGAUUUUAUCACCAAAGGACCAGACUCCAGAAAGAUCCUCGACUAUUUAAUUGCUAACGAUGUAGACUGUAUCUUAGGAAACCACGAGUACUAUGCCUUGCAGAACUAUGCCACAUUCCAUGGCUUGGACCAGCCCUCGUUUGAGUUUAACGGAACCAUCGAAAAGUUCUUAGGAGAUGGUUCAAGCUUUCUUGUUAAGGAUGGCUUCAACGAUGACCCAGAAUUCUUGAUUGCAAAGAAAUUGGAACCAGAGCAUGUUCAAUAUAUCAACAACUGUUCCAUAAUCAAGAAAUUGGGCACCAUGCCUUUGCAAAAAUCAAAAGGAGGCGCCAAUGGUGUAGCUGUCCAUGCUGGAAUCAGAUGGGACUUGGACUUGCAAGAUCAGGACCCUAUAGACAACUUGGAAAUGAGGUCUUUGAUUGGCCCGUACUUUAAUGAAACUACUAGUGAUCCUGAUGUGGAAGAUUCUGUGUCUUGGUCCAAAAUCUUUAACAUGAAACAGAAGGAAAAAUCAGCUCAUGACAAAGAUCUUACUGUUGUCUACUACGGCCACGAUGCCAGAAGAGGGCUCAAUUUAAAACAAUACACUAAGGGAUUGGAUUCAGGAUGCGAUCGUGGCGAUAAGCUCACAGCUAUGGUUGUCUGGGCCGAAUUGUCAAGAUCCAAGAAAGGCAGCCAUCAAAUCGUAUAUAAAGAAGAGCCUGUUCAGAUCCACUGUUAG